AUGCCCAUCUCUCAAAAUCUGGGUCUUUCUCUCUCUCUCUCUCUUCUUUAUGUCUCCUCCUAUAUAUAUAUAGAGUUGCACCUCUCCUUCUUCAGUGGCAUUUGGCAUUUACUUAAGCUGAAACCGAACUCUCCCCGGAUAACAACCGUUUCCGGAGAGAGGAAGGCAAGAUCUUAGAGAUCUUAGCCAUGCAAUCCUUUAGAGGCUACGGCCAGGUAACAGGAGAGCAGGGUCGAGAUGGCCAAAAAAAGAAGAGGCUCGCCAUCAUUGGGGUCUCCUCUAUAAUCCUUGUGGCCAUGGUCGUGGCCGUUGCAGUCGGCGUAUCACACCACAGUGGUUCAGGCUCUAGUGAAUCAGGCUCGGAUAACCACGUUCAAGACUCAAUGAAGGCCAUCAAAACCAUUUGCCAACCCACUGAUUAUAAGGAGGCCUGUGUGUCUAGCCUGACUAGUGUGGCUGGGUCCAAUACAACUGACCCAAAAGAGCUGGUUAAGCUCUCUUUUGAGGUUGCUUUGGAAAAGGUUAAGAAGGUGGCGGGGCAAUCAGCUCUGCUCAAGGAAGUGGAGAAGGAUCCUGGUACAAGACAGGCGCUUAGCAUUUGUGAUGAGAUUAUGGACUAUGCCAUUGAUGAAUUGAAGAACUCAAUUGAUCAGGUUGGUGGGUUUGAUUUGAGCAAUAUGGAGGAGAUCAUUGAGAACAUCAGGAGCUGGCUCAGCGCUGCCAUCACCUAUCAGGAGACGUGCGUGGACGCGUUCGAGAACACAACAAGCAAGGCCGGGGAGCAGAUGAAGAAGGUCAUGAAGACUGCCACAAAGCUCACCAGCAACACCCUAGCCAUUGUCACUGAGCUCUCUGAUGUGUUUGCCUCCUUCAAGAUCCCCAACUUUAACAGGCGCCUCUUGUCAACAUCAAAUGAAGGCUUCCCAGAGUGGGUUUCUCAGAGCAAGAGGAGGCUCUUCACGGAAGAUACUCCGGCAGAAUCGAUUCCCGAUGUGGUGGUGGCUCAAGAUGGCUCAGGCAAUUGCACAACUGUGAACGAAGCUCUGGCUCUUGUGCCUGCAUAUGGUAUUAAGCCCUUUGUUAUCUAUGUGAAGGAAGGGAUCUACAAGGAAAAUGUGAACAUUGAGAAGAACAUGACCAAUGUGUUCAUGAUCGGUGACGGACCGACCAAGUCCGUGAUCACUGCCGGCCUCAACUUUGUCGAUGGCGUCAAGACCUUCAACACCGCAACAGUUGGUGUGGUUGGGAAUGGGUUUGUCGCGAAGAACAUGGGCUUCGAAAACUCGGCCGGCGCGGAGAAGCACCAGGCAGUCGCCCUGCGUGUUGAGUCGGACUUCUCCAUCUUCUACAACUGCCAGAUGGAUGGAUACCAGGACACCCUUUAUGCUCACACCCACCGCCAGUUCUACCGUGAGUGCACCAUCUCUGGUACCAUCGACUUCAUCUUCGGCAACUCUGCAGUGGUGUUCCAGAACUGCCAGAUCGUGGUGCGCAAACCCCUGGACAACCAACAGAACACCAUCACUGCUCAGGGCCGCACCGACCGCCGCUCACCCACUGCCCUAAUCCUGCACAACUGCUCAAUCGUGGCAGACCCUGAAUACUAUCCCCUGCGCAAUACGCUCCCUACUUACUUGGGGAGGCCAUGGAAGGAGUAUUCUCGAGCUUUCAUCCUCCAAUCCGAGAUAGAUGACUUGGUACAGCCUGCAGGAUGGCUCCCCUGGGCGGGUGAUUUCGCGCUGAACACUCUGUUUUACUCAGAGUACGAUAACAGGGGUCCUGGAGCAGCAACCGCUGAACGAGUGAAAUGGCGUGGAUUGAAGAGCAUCACUGCUGAACAUGCCGAAAAGUUUACCGUCGCUCGAUUCCUCGGUGGAACCGAGUGGAUCAAGAACGCGAGUGUGCCCUUCAUCCCCGGCCUCAUUCCCCAAGUUUCCACUGAUACUGUCUUUGGGAAGGUGUAAGGCCUUCGUUCCCUUCUUGUAAUAGCUUUGUAGGGUUCAUGGAGGUAAAUUAUUUUUUUAUUUUUUUAUUUUUUUAUUUUUUAUUUUUAAGAAUGCUUGUAGAGUGGAGAGCUGAGAAUUGAGCAACAAUGAGGACAGCUAUUUCUUCCAUCAUAUGCUCGGCAUCUUCUGCUAAGGGGAUAGAAUAAAAUGUACCGUCUUGCUAUACUGGUUA
Messenger RNA from Amborella trichopoda, 2178 nucleotides. Its product is annotated as putative pectinesterase/pectinesterase inhibitor 21. Gene Ontology annotation, biological process: cell wall modification. Gene Ontology annotation, molecular function: pectinesterase activity; enzyme inhibitor activity. NCBI's taxonomy places the organism in Eukaryota, Viridiplantae, Streptophyta, Magnoliopsida, Amborellales, Amborellaceae. The record is from RefSeq and is a predicted model, not a curated record.